Molecule: messenger RNA, 26731 nt
Organism: Coregonus sp. 'balchen'
Lineage: Eukaryota; Metazoa; Chordata; Actinopteri; Salmoniformes; Salmonidae
Source: the annotation of a GenBank genome assembly
GUGCCUGAAACCAUCCGAGGGGUGAAGAGGGGUCUGAUUACCACACAGAAUUUCAGUGAGAGGGGGCAGGUUGGAGGAGCGGACAUUUUAAUGUGACACAUCUGAGCUCUGUCUGUGGAGUAAUGCGUCUGGGGCUUUUUCUCCCAGCAGGCAACAGUGCUGAAAAGCAUCUGUCUGGGCCAUCGGGUGCUGAGAAGCGGUGAGGCAGCCUCGUGUUCCAAAACAGAAUACUCACUCUCCCAUGGGCCCCCCAUUUCCCCUCCACUGCCCUCCCUUUCUGCCAUCCAACCCAUUACCCUCCCUUCCAGCUCUUACCAGUAAUUCAACAUUAUAUUGAUGGUGAAAUAUCGACUCAGUGCUGGUAAAUGUUUCACCAGAGCAUGACUUGGCAUCCUUUGACUCUCCUCCUGCGUGAGCAGCAUGACUAAUAGUAAUUCAUGUGAACCCAUGGUUCUGAGGCCAUGGCUAUAAUCACCACAGAUAUAGAUAGAUAUAGACUGUUAUUUCUAAGGUUUAUGAGUCAAGAUUCAAGUGUCAGACCGGUAAAACUUUUGACAAGGAUCUUUUAAUAAAUCGUUUUGAGAAAUAGUAAUCACACAAUCAACAUUACUUAAUGUAAGUGUGAGAGAAUAACUGAUCUCAGAUGAGGUUAGGCUAGAACUGGUACAACUCCCUGACAGUUAUGAACUCAUUAUUUGAAAUGUAUGUCUAGACUGUAGGAGUUUAUUAUCAUUUCAUGACUUGGCCGCUGCAAAAAGAUUCCGAUAUCAUCCAGGAAUAAUGACCCAUGAUAGGCAAUAAAAGGGUAUUUGAAGUGUGAACUGCUUUGCACUAAAUAUAGACCUACAAGUUGACCCAUUUAAAGUUUUAUUCUUAGUGUGCCUCUCCUAUAAAAGCCCAUAUAAGCUGUCCACUCCCACUCGAUAAGGCUGACUUGCCAUAUAAAUGUGAUUGAUAUUAGUGAUGCACAAGAUUUAAGAAGUUUAUAGCCUAGAGCAGAGUUGCCCAAACUCGGCUCAACUCAGCUUCUCAUUACUAUAUCUUCCUGACCACACUGUUCGUCUCCCUGUCCGAGCGUAUGUUUGGUACCAAGUCUGCACCAAAAUGGCACCCUAUUCCCUAUAUAGUGCACUAUCCUAUGGACCCUAGUCAAAAGUAGUGCACUAUAUAGGGAUUUGUUUUGGGGGGGAUUAGGAUCCCCAUUAGCCGACGCCAAUGGCGAUAGCAAGUCUUACUGGGGUCCGACACAUAACGAAGAAGACUUUACAGACAAAAUACUUUACAAUUGACAUACAUUUAAAAACAUUAACAUGUAGUGUGUGUGUGUGUGUGGGCAUCUAUCAGUUACACAUACUGUACAUGUUAGAACACACACACUACAAGUUGGUCACAUAGGGGAGAGGCGUUGUGCUGUGAGGUGUUGCUUUAUUUCAGGUUUUAUUUCAGGUUUGCUGUUCACUUCCGCUAUAUAAGAUGGAAGGGAGUUCCAUGCACUCAUGGCUCUGUAUAAUACUGUACGUUUCCUUGAAUUUGUUCUGGACUUGGGGACAGUGAAAAGACCCCUGGUGGCAUGUCUGGUGGGGUAAGUGUGUGUGUCAACGCUGUGUUUAAGUUGACUAUGCAAACAAUUAGGAAUUUCCAACACAUGAAUGUUUCUUAUAAAAACAAGAAGCGAUGCGGUCAGUCUUUCCUCAACUCUUAGCCAAGAGAGACUGGCAUGCAUAGUAUUAAUAUUAGCCCUCUGAUUACAAUGAAGGGCAAGACGUGCAGCUCUGUUCUGGGCCAGCUGCAGCUUAACUAGGUAUUUCCUUGCAGCACUCGACCACACGACUGGACAAUAAUCAAGAUAAGAUCAAACUAGAGCCUGCAGGACUUGCUUUGUGGAGUGUGUUGUCAAAAAAGCAGCACAUCUCUUUAUCAUGGACAGACCUCUCCCCAUCUUUACAACCAUUGAAUCAAUAUGUUUUGACCAUGACAGUUUACAAUCUAAGGUAACACCAAGUAAUUUAGUCUCCUCAACUUGCUCAACAGCUACACCAUUCAUUACCAGAUUCAGCUGAGGUCUGGAACUUAGGGAAUGAGUUUUAGAGAUGUUCAGGUUGAAAAGCCAUAACACAUGUUUUUUCAACAACAGGUUAUGGUCAAUAAUAUCAAAGGCAGCACUGAAAUCUAACAGUAUAGCUCCCACAAUCUUCUUACUAUACAUUUCUUUCAACCAAUCAUCAGUCAUUUGUUUCAGUGCAGUACAUGUUGAGUGCCCUUCUCUAUAAGCAUGCUGAAAGUCUGUUGUUAAUUUGUUUACAGAAAAAUAUAUAUUUGGUCAAACACAAUUUAUUCCAUCACUUUGCUAAGAGCUGGCAGCAUAGGCUGAUAGGUCGGCUGUUAGAACCAGUAAAGGCAGCUUUACCAUUCUUGGGUAGUGGAAUGACUUUGGCUUCCAUCCAGGCCUUAGGACAAACACUUUCCUCUAGGCCAGGGGUGUCAAACUCAUUUUAGCUCAGGGGCCACAUGGAGGAAAAUCUAUUCCCAAGUGGGCCGGACCGGAAAAAUCAUGGUAUAUAUAACUUAAAAACAACAACUUCAGAUUGUUUUCUUUGUUUUAAUACGAUCAACAUACAACAUAAAGCUGGAGCCUGAGGACAGUGUGUCCAAAAUAGUACAAGCACAACAUCACUAUUAAUCAUAAAACACGUCAAGUUUAUUUGAAAAUUCUAAAGAAAAAGAACACACAAACACACAAUGCCUCAGUGAUUAACAGAACUGUUUCACAGAUCACAUAACUAUAUCAGGGUGUCAUUUCUCAGGCAGAAAUGUAGAUAAAAAUAAUGAAAUCCUGUUCCCCAAACAAGUGCAAGAACCACAGAGUCAAGAAUAGGUUAAAUAUACAAAUAAAAUAAAAUCAAUUAAAAACAAUAGCACAUCAACAUAAAAACAUAUAAACAUAAAUCUGAAAGCGUUGCUCAAACUCCCGUAACAGUCCCGUUAUUUUAUCUUUGAACCGCUUCAUGUCUGCCACAUGUUGGGUCGCGCACAUAUUUUUCAGACAGGGGAAGUGAGCUGCAUCACCACCGGCAAGUUGCGUCUCCCACAAUGACAGCUUCAACUUGAAAGAACGUAUGCUGUCAUAAUACUGCGUGACAACUUUGUUGCGCCCUUGCAGCUGUUUGUUCAAGUUAUUCAGGUGCUCUGUAACAUCCACCAUAAAUGCAAGGUCCUGCAUCCAUUCUGCGGAAUGAAAUUCUAACACUGGGUUGCCCUUUUCUUCCAUGAACUGUUCAAUUUCUUCUCGUAAAUCAAAGAAACGCCUCAGCACAGCACCUCGGCUUAACCAUCUUACCUCAGUGUGGUAUGGCAGGCCAUAGAUGUGGUCUUUCUCUCUGAGAAGGCUGUCAAACUGACGGUGAUUCAGGCUUCUGGAUCGGAUGAAAUUAACAGUUUGGAUGACCACCUUCAUGACGUUUUCCAUCUUUAAUGACUUGCAACACAAAGCCUCCUGGUGCAAAAUACAGUGAAAAGUCAAAAAAUCACGUCCUCCAUUUGCAGAUUGCACUUUCUCUCUGAACUUUGUCACAACGCCUGCUUUUUUCCCGAUCAUUGAGGGCGCAUCAUCUGUAGCCAGGCUGACAGCGCGGGACCAGUCCACUCCGACCCUGUCCAGCGCGCCGACGAGUGCGGUAAAAAUAUCAGCUGCUGUCGUUGUAUCUGUCAUCGGCACCAACUCCACGAACUCCUCGGUGACGGUCAAUGUGUCAUCAACUCCGCGGAUGAAAAUGGCCAGUUGUGCAACAUCUGUAAUGUCCGUGCUUUCAUCAAUUGCAACCGAAAACGCAAUAAAUGACUUUACUUUUUGCUUCAACUGGCUGUCCAAAUCCACUGAAAGAUCGGAAAUCCUGUCUGCAACUGUGUUUCUUGUCAGGUUGAUAUUUUCAAAAGCCUGCCGCUUUUCAGGGCACACAAUCUCCGCUGCCUUCAUCAUGCAUGUUUUUACAAAUUCACCCUCACUAAAUGGUUUUGAAGCCACUGCGAUUUCAUUAGCAAUGAGGUAGCUAGCUUUCACUGCAGCGUCACUGAUGUCUCGGCUGUGAGUAAACACAGACUGCUGUUUCUUCAGACCCGCCAACAGUUCAUUCACCUUCUCUCAUCUCCGCUGUCCUUGAAAGUUGUCAUAUUUGUCGGCAUGAAGACUCACAUAGUGGCGACGAAGGUUAUAUUCUUUCAGCACUGCAACAUGCUCUGAACACACCAAACAUACAGCUUUCCCAUUCAAUUCAGUGAAUAAAUAGGAUGACCAUUUUUCUUGGAACACUUUGCACUCUGCGUCCACUUUUCUCUUUUUUGACAGAGACAUAUUGGGGCAAUGAGGGUGCCAAAGCACAUAAUGUUAAAAGUAGAAGCCGUAAUAAAUAUCGCGGGCAAAACAAAGUAGCUCAUUGGCUGCACGUGCUUGACCUACUUGCUCUGCCCCGGUAUAAACAGUUUGCUUGUUUAACACAAUAGCUAUUGCGCCAUCCAGUGGACGCAAUUGGAACAGCAGUUUAUUUUAUUGAAAAAUUGCAGCGCAUUUUUAUACUUUACAAAAUUAUUAUUAUUAAAUGGGUUUUUUUUUUAUCAUCUCGCGGGCCGGAUUAAACCCGUUUGCGGGCCUGAUCCGGCCCACGGGCCGGACGUUUGACACCCCUGCUCUAGGCUCAGAUUAAAUAUAUGACAUAUAGGAGUGGCUAUAGAGUCAGCUACCAUCCUCAGUAGCUUUCCAUCUAAGUUGUCAAUGCCAGGAUAUUUGUCAUUAUUGAUCGAUAACAAUACCUUUCCACCUCUCCCACACUCAUUUUACAAAAAUCAAACUUACAAUGCUUUCUUUCAUUUAAAAACAACAUUGUUUUAUGCAAUACGAUGGCUCACUGUUUGUUGUUGGCAUUUCCUGCCUAAGUUUGCCCACUUUGCCAAUGAAGGAAUCAUUAAAAUAAUUGGCAAUAUCAAAAGGUUUUGUGAUGAAUAAGCCAUCUGAUUCGAUGAAAGAUGGAGUUGAAUUUGUCUUUCUACCCAUAAUUUCAUAUGAAGUACUCCAAAGUUGAUUUUCAUAACUCUUUCCAUCAUUGAUCUUGGCUUCAUAAUACAGUUUCUUCUUCUUUUUGGACUAGGGUGUCAUUUCAGACACACUCCAGGAAUCCCACCACACCACAGUGAUCACAUAAUUAUGUGCACGACAACGGCAUGACGACGGAGGGAGCACAGCGUGGCAGACAAAAUAAGCCCUCUCCAAUGGCCUUGGCCAUAAAGCUUUCAGCCAGCCAACGUGAUAAAAUUUAUGGUGGAUUUCCUGCAGAGCAAAAGGUGAAUGUUCCGCUCUUUUCUCCAGUGUUUGUCUGCUGUGCUAGGAUUGCCUUUUUUAGCCCUGCCUCUGGCUCUGAGCUACACAGACCCAGACAGAGACACACAGAGACCCAGACCACACACAGCGAGGGCUGCUGGGUCUGUGAGGAGGAACAGGCUCAGUCUACCAUGCUGUGCACAGCACUCCAUCCUCAGUCCCACUGUUUUACAAAGCUGGGUGUCAUUCAAAACAGGAACCUUUUGUAGCCACCUUUUCAAUGUAGUGAAGGUAUUUGUUCUGAUUACGAAUAAAUGGCAUAGUAAUGAUCAGUGAUUAAUUAUCUGUAAUCAAUGAUAUGGAUCAAUAACAAUCUUGCUAAAAGAUACUGAUACUAUAGUCACGUUACUGUUCACUGUUAAUCAUUAUGAUGGGGUAAUGCUCUGCAGUACAUUGUUUUUUCAUGGCAGUAAAGGGUUAAUCAACAAACCGCACAUAUUUAAAAGUAAACCUUCAGGCGACACAGGCUACUACUCUACAGGCUACUACCCUACAGGCUACUACUCUACAGGCUACUACUCUACAGGCUACUACCCUACAGGCUACUACUCUGCAGGCUACUACCCUACAGGCUACUACUCUACAGGCUACUACUCUACAGGCUACUACUCUGCAGGCUACUACUCUACAGGCUACUACUCUACAGGCUACUACCCUACAGGCUACUACUUUACAGGCUACUACUCUACAGGCUACUACUCUACAGGCUACUACCCUACAGGCUACUACUCUACAGGCUACUACCCUACAGGCUACUACUCCACAGGCUACUACUUUACAGGCUACUACUCUACAGGCUACUACCCUACAGGCUACUACUCUACAGGCUACUACUCUGCAGGCUACUACCCUACAGGCUACUACUCUACAGGCUACUACUCUACAGGCUACUACCCUACAGGCUACUACUCUACAGGCUACUACUCUACAGGCUACUACUCUGCAGGCUACUACCCUACAGGCUACUACUCUACAGGCUACUACUCUACAUGCUACUACUCUGCAGGCUACUACCCUACAGGCUACUACUCUGCAGGCUACUAUUCUACAGGCUACUACCCUACAGGCUACUAUUCUACAGGCUACUACCCUACAGGCUACUACUCUACAGGCUACUACUCUACAGGCUACUACUCUGCAGGCUACUACUCUACAGACUACUACUCUACAGGCUACUACUCUGCAGGCUACUACUCUACAGGCUACUACUCUACAGGCUAAUACCCUACAGGUUACUACUCUACAGGCUACUACUCUGCAGGCUACUACUCAACAGGCUACUACUCUACAGGUUACUACUCUGCAGGCUACUACCCUACAGGCUACUAUUCUACAGGCUACUACCCUACAGGCUACUACUCUGCAGGCUACUACUUUGCAGGCUACUACCCUACAGGCUACUACUCUACAGGCUACUACUCUAUUUAGAUAUUGAAUACUGCAUUGUUGGGAAGGGAUGCAAAGCUAUCGAUAAUUUACCAAAGUUACCAGAAUCUUCAGUAAUUAACAGAAAAUCUAUGCCAAUCUAUCAUAACUUUAGUAAUUUAUACUUUAAUAACUUUUUUUUAAAAUAUAUUCAUAUUGUCCAUGAGUUUCUAGAGAAAAUAGCCUAAUUAAUGAAAAAAGCAUCUAAUCAACAAUUGCAUUAUCUUCAAUUAACUCUGCAAGUAUUCCAACUAUUGACUUUUCUUCACAACUGCCACCAGUUUGAUGCCAAAACAUUGACAACAAAUACAUAUUGACAUAGUAAAAUAAAUCAAAGUGUGUAAAAAAAUGUAUUAAGGAUAUUUCAUACUGAAACCCUCAUAUUAAACACCAAUGGUAUUCAGUAAGUUGAUGGUUUAUAUUUAGGAUAAUGUUUUACCGCUUUGAUUUUGAUUUUGAUUUUAUUUAAUAAUCUUAUUUAAUUAUUUAAAAUAUUUGACAUGUGAUAAGGCCACACAAAUGGCCAGAGAUAAUUACAGACACCUGUGAUAGUCUGAAGUGCCCAAAAGGGUGAUAGAUUACAUAAAAUCCUUGAAAGAUACCAAAAAUUCUGGUAGUUUACUGGUAAACUUAGAAAGUUUCCAGUAACAAACCUCCCUUUGCAACCCUACUGUUGGGAAGGGCAUGCAAGUUAAGCAUUUCACUGUACUUGUGUGUGUAACAAAUACAACUUGAAACUACUUACUCUCUGUCAAUGACCAGGCAGGUGACAGCUUCAGCAGCGAUCACAUUAGCCGUCCUGAUGUCCUCUCUGUGGGGACACAAAGUGUCAACACAUCAGUCAAACGUAUCCCCACAUUCCUCACUCUUGGACGUAAGUCACUGUCCAUUCAAAAAGUAAUACCUCAUGUUAAAUUCUAAUUAGAUUUAGCCUCAAGUGAAUACAAUUUUUAAAAAAUGUGAAUACAGAAUUGCAAACAUACCAUUCAAAACAUCCAAUAAAUUGUAUAUAGUCAUGAUCGUCCUCUCUACAGUUAUCUAUGCCAUCAUCAGAAUCCCCUUCACUGUAACCUGAAUAAGUCUAUAAUUACCUGCGAUCCACCUGUGAACCCCCCCCCCCCCCCCCCCACACACACACACACACACACACACACACACUCCAAUCUGGCACCAGCUCAACUGAUGUCUGUCUAUUAGUCUGAGGGAGUGUCUUUUCCAAACUGAUGCGUGUGAAAGGUCACAUCCAGCAGCUGUGCAGCAUGAUAAUUACAGUGAGGUGAAAGAGUUAAUAACACACUGUCCAUCAACACAGAGGGGAUGGUCCUAUAGAGCUAUAGCACAUUGCUGGAAGAGGCUAUCUACUGUUGGUUUUCCUGAGCCUAGAGUACCAGUAAAUGGCUAUCCCUAAUGAGCAUCAACUGACAGUAAAUGGCUAUCCUUAAUAAGCAUCAACUGCCAGUAAAUGGCUAUCCCUCAUGAGCAUCAACUGCCAGUAAAUGGCUAUCCCUAAUGAGCAUCAACUGCCAGAGAUCAGUAAGAGACAAAUAUAACCACGAGACCACUUCCCAAGACUAUACGCUAAGUUCCUAUUGGUGGAUGCAUGUAACUUAUAUCACACCAAUGAAUGGGGGAUGUCCAGAUGAUUUCAUAACGAACUAAAAAUAGCAGAAUGGUGGCCGAACGAACACCUUGCUAGUAAUAGCAUACAGCAUAUCUGUACGUGUGACAGGCAUCUCUGUAAUUGACAUUAAUUCAAUAUGGUUACUUAUACCAGGGCAUUGUUGAAUACUUGUUUCUGAUUGGUUUGAAGGGCAUUCUAGAUCGUGCAUUAUUUCCCUAUUACGCACGGUAGAAUUCAAUGGCUAUAGAUCAUUUUUACAUGUUUUGUUUGACAGAACUAUCUGGUGACAGAGGGAGAGAGGGAGCCGGAGAGGGGGAAAAAUUAGAGGGGAAUAUCUAUCCAGCCCAGUGUAACAUAUGAGCCCUCUAAUAGACAGACCAGGGAGAACAGCUGUGAAUUCCCACCCUGCUCAUGGACAAGGCAACAAUUCUCUGGAUUUCACAAGAACAUCCUGGGAAUCUACAGGCUGAGGUGGCCAUUUUACACAGAACACAGCAUCCAUCACAGUUGUUGCUAGCCGACCACCCACCUAGUCUUACACAUUCAUUUCAAUGCUUCGGUAAACAACUGAUAUGUGUAAGCAGAUACCUCCCAACGAGGGAGCAGGAUGCCAUUCUUCAAGCCAAUUAGCACGUAUUAUGGCAGGGAGAUGGAAACAUCUACGGUACACUACAGACUCCAGUAGAGUUGCUAUAUCACCAGAUACCUCCCAGUGAAAUGAGAGGAGAGCUUUCUAGAGAUAGGAUGUCAUUCUUCAAACCAAUUAGCAUGUAUUAUGGCAGGGGCAAGGAGAGAGAAACACAUCACACACCAAACAUUAUAUAACUACUAUGAACUUCGAGGGAGGGUACUAGACAGGGAAAGAGGAGAGAGAGAGAUACACUACCAGUCAAAAGUUUGGACACACCUACUCAUUCAAGGGUUUUUCUUUAUUUGUACUAUUUUUUACAUUGUAGAAUAAUAGUGAAGACAUCAAAACUAUGAAAUAACACAUAUGGAAUCAUGUAGUAACCAAGAAAAGUGUUAAACAAAUCAAAAUAUAUUUUAUAUUUGAGAUUCUUCAAAUAGCCACACUUUGCCUUGAUGACAGCUUUGCACACUCUUGGCAUUCUCUCAACCAGCUUCAUGAGGUAGUCACCUGGAAUGCAUUUCAAUUAACAGGUGUGCCAUCUUAAAAGUUAAUUUGUGGAAUUUAUUUCCUUCUUAAUGCGUUUCAGCCAAUUAGUUGUGUUGUGACAAGGUGGGGGGGGGGGGGGGGGGGGGGGGGGGGGGGGGGGGGUAUACAGGAAGAUAGCCCUAAUUGUUAAAAGACCAAGUCCAUAUUAUGGCAAAACCAGUCCAUAUUAUGGCAAGAACAGCUCAAAUAAGCAAAGAGAAAUUACAGUCCAUCAUUACUUUAAGACAUGAAGGUCAGUCAAUACGGAACAUUUCAAGAACUUUGAACGUUUUUUCAAGUGCAGUCGCAAAAAACAUCAAGCGCUAUGAUGAAACUGGCUCUCAUGAGGACCACCACAGGAAUGGAAGACCCAGAGUUACCACUGCUGCAGAGGAUACGUUCAUUAGAGUUACCAGUCUCAGAAAUUGCAGCCAAAAUAAAUGUCACAGACACAUCUCAACAUCAACUGUUCAGAGGGGACUGUGUGAAUCAGGCCUUCAUGGUCGAAUUGCUGCAAAGAAACCACUACUAAAGGACACCAAUAAGAAGAAGGGCCCUGCUUGGGCCAAGAAACACGAGCAAUGGACAUUAGACCGGUGGAAAUGUGUCCUUUGGUCUGGAGUCCAAAUUUGAGAUUUGUGGUUCCAACCGCCUUGUCUUUGUGAGACAUGGUGUGAGUGAACGGAUGAUCUCCGCAUGUGUAGUUCCCACCACAAAGCAUGGAGGAGGAGAUGUUAUGUUGUGGGGGUGCUUUGCUGGUGACACUGUCUGUGAUUUAUUUAGAAUUCAAGGCACACUUAACCAGCAUGGCUACCACACAUCUAUCUGGUUUGGGCUUAGUGGGACUAUCAUUUGUUUUCAACAGGACAAUGACCCAACACACCUCCAGGCUGUGUAAGGGCUAUUUAACCAAGAACGAGAGUGAUGGAGUGCUGCAUCAGAUGACCUAGCCUCCACAAUCCCCCGACCUCAACCCAAUUGAGAUGGUUUGGGAUGAGCCGGACCGCAGAGUGAAGGAAAAGCAGCCAACAAGUGCUCCGCAUAUGUGGGAACUCCUUCAAGACUGUUGGAAAAGCAUUCCAGGUGAAGCUGGUUGAGAGAAUGCCAAGAGUGUGCAAAGCUGUCAUCAAGGCAAAGGGUGGCUAUUUGAAGAAUCUCAAAUACAACAUAUAUUUUGAUUUGUUUAACACUCUUUUUGUUACUACAUGAUUCCAUAUGUGUUAUUUCAUAGUUUUGAUAUCUUCACUAUUAUUCAACAAUGUAGAAAAUAGUAAAAAAUAAAGAAAAACCCUUGAAAGAGUAGGUGUGUCCAAACUUUUGACUGCUACUAUAUAUAGAGAUAGAGACAGAGACAGGGAGCGAGAGAGAGAGAGAGAGAGAGAGAGGAGAAGAGAGAGAAGAGAGAGAGAGAGAGAGAGAGAGAGGAGAUAAGAUAGAGAGAGAGAUAGAGCAUGAGUAGAGAGAUAGAGAGAGAAGCCAAAGAGAAAGAAAUCUAUAGUAAGCAGAUGAGAAUCGAGAUCCCGCCACAUCCUCUCUCCCCCCGUCUCUCUCUCUCCCCUCUCGCUCUCUCUCUCUCUCUCUCUCCUCCGCUCUCUCUCCUCGCUCUCAUCUAGAGAGCGAGAGCGAUCUCUAUGCUCUCGAUCAGCCAUAGCCUGUCCAUGCUCCAGAGAUCAAUUUUAGUCUUAGUAGACCAUGCCUUCACCGACACCAAUCAACAACCAGAGAGAGAGCAGCCUGGAGGAAAGGUUAUGCUUGUCAAUCUCACUGGAAAUGUGUGCACAUAACAAAGACUAGGGGGAAAUAUAAAUGCCAUAGGCAUUUAAGGCCUCAGUUUAUCACCACCCAGCCAAGAAAGUCCACAGAUUAGGCGAGAUGCCAGGAAAAACAAAGGCUUUGUAAAGUAGCAUAGAGCUGGUCAGGCUGCUCAUACCAACUGCCAAACUAACUCCGGCGAAAUUAGACAUUCACUCAUCAUCCUGCUCACUUAGGCUCAGCAGCUGGAAGGCUCUGACGAUGAAUUGAGUACUGAUUGGUCCUAAGCAUCCUUGGGCAAAGUUCCGGCAGGUACUGUAUGUGUACCCAUGUGUGGCUGAGAGGGAAAAAGAAAGAAGUCUGUGUGUGUUUCUGUGUGUGUGUUUGUGUGUGUGUGUGUGUGUUUCUGUGUGUGUGUGUGUGUGUUUGUGUGUGUGUGUGCAUCCUGUGUGUUUGAGAGAGAGAGAGAGGACUCCUGACACCUCCCUUAUAGCCAAUAAUUAGCCUUAAUGUGAGGGACAAGGUGUUUUGUUUAAAACAGAUAUGAAAGUCCACUUAGCAUACAACCUCCUCCACAUCAAAGCCAGUAAUCCACUCAAAACCCUUUAACCACAAGGAUUAUUGUGCUGUCCUGUCUGUAGUCAACUCUUCACGACUCACUCACCUCCUCCCCCAAAGCAGCUCUAGCACAUAUCGCUAAAGAUCAAUGUCAGCGUCUUGGGUAAACAGCACGGCCCCUUUUUUUAAGCACUGAUUGAUUUGCUAAACACAGUAUUAAUGGAGAAGACUGUGUGCUAAUUAAGGCAAAGGAGAGGAGGAGAGAUCAAAGGGAGAGCGGCAGAUUUGGAGAUGUAGCGCCUUUCAAAGUUUAACUAAUACACCACCAUAGCUCGUUAUGUCCUAGCUGUUCAGGGCUGUGGCUGCUUCGAUGUUCAGCGUAUAACAAGACAUCUCUGUCUUUGUUUGUAGUGGAAAACAGAACCAAGAAUUGUAAUGCUAUUAACUAAGGAGAGGAAACCCCAGUGCGAUACAAUACAUUUAUUGCGUUUUCCAAUGAUAUGAACAAAAUGUCAAUGAUGUGUUUAGUCUGGCAACAAACAACAUAACAUCUUAUUCUUAUACCUUAACAAGAUUCAUAAUUGUAUUAUCUAAAUUUUUUCAAAUCAAAAUCAAAUCAAAUCCAUUUUUAUUGGUCACAUACACAUAUUUAGCAGAUGUUAUUGCGGGUGUAGCGAAAUGCUUGUGUUCCUAGCUCCAACAGUGCAGUAGUAUCUAACAAGUCACAACAAUACACACAAAUCUAAAAGUAAAAGAAUGGAAUUAAGAAAUAUAUAAAUAUUAGAUCGAGCAAUGCCGGAGUGGCAUUGACUGAAAUACAGUAGAAUAGAAUACAGUAUGUACAUAUGAGAUGAGUAAAGCAGCAUGUAAACAUUAUUCAAGUGACUAGUGUUCUAUUAUUAAAGUGGCCAGUGAUUCCAAGUCUAUGUAUAUAGGGCAGCAGCCUCUACGGUGCAGGGUUGCGUAACCGUGUGGAAGCCGGCUAGUGAUGGCUAUUUAACAGUCUUAUUAUUCAGUAGAACAAUAUUAAACUGUUUGUUUACACCUUCAGGUUUUAUCUUUAUUUGCUAUGCUUGUUCUGUUGAAGUGUUUAUGUACUAUUCCUUCUGAAAAACAACAGAAGCUAUAUAAAACGUUUAAAUUGCAUGCAUUUGAAAAUGUCUACGUUGGUCAGUCCAAAAUUGCUUUUUAAUUCUGUUAUGGAAAUAAUUGUAUUUCCUAUUAUCAAGUCAUUUAUGGUCUCUAUGCCUUUAGUUUUCAAUGUGGCCAAUUUAUCUGUGAAUUCUGAAAAGCUAUCCAAGGAUUGUUCCAAAGGGGUGUGUUUUUAGGGAGUGAUACAGGUUCGUGUAGAAUCUGUUUCAUUUUCUUCCAUAUUUUUAUGGUGUUUUUACUAUGGAGUUGUAAAUGUUCUUAGCGCCAUCCUUUGAAAACAGACACGUGAAAAGAUUCUGGGGAUGAGCAUGCACAUCUUCAAUAUGUACCCAUUGUUCCUCUUUAGUGCAUUUAACUAUAUAUUGCAAGUAAAAGCCUUGGGUAGCGAGUUGAUACAAUUCCAAGACUUGAAGGUGAAAACCAUCCUCAGUUUUAGGGACAUGUAAAACGUAAUUCAUUCGAAGAGUUUUAUUUCCCCAUAUAAAGUCUGCUAUGGCCGAGUAUACUUUUUUAAAGAAUGUCUUUUAUAUCACAAAAUGUCGAACUGAAAUCUUUUGCACAUCAGAGCAAUGUUGAGGGAAUUCUAUUUGAGUCAGAAAAGGAUAUGAUAUGAUUGGUAAGAUACACUAAAACUUGCAGACAGCCUAUCCAACUGAAAUCUCUAAAUAAACUAUUGGAACCAAGACUUAAAAAUAACUGAUAUCGGCAUAAGAUGGAGUGAGUGUUGGAACAUAACUAACGAAAUUACAGUUAAUGAAAAUAUGCACUUAACCCAGUAUAAACUAAUGUACAGAAUUUAUUAUACAAGAGACAAAAUUCACAAAUUCUACAGCAGAACGGCAGAGUCAUGUCUUAAGUGUAAAACUAACAGUGACUCAAUGAUUCAUGCCUUCUGGGAGUGCUAUGAAAUCCAAAAGUUAUGGGCGGAGUUAGAAAGUUGGCUGUCAGAAGUUUUACAAUAUACAUUUACUUUUAAUCCAUCUAUCUGCAUAUUUCAAGACAUGGCAUAUGAGGGUGUGGUGAGAUAUAUUUUGAUAUCAAAAAAUGGAAAUCAAAUUAUCCUCCAUUGUGAAGACAGUGGAUGAAUCAAAUGUAUUAUUAUCUAAAUAUUGAACAACAAAAAAAAGUGAGCUACAGAGAGAAACAAAAUAGUACAAUUUGAAGCCAUAUAGCAUAAAGUAUUACAAGCACUGGAGAUAUCCAAAGGAUGAGGAAUGAGAGAAAAUGUUAUUGUGAGAUGGGCAGGAAGGGUGUGGAUACGGUGGGAACAUGUGGGUCUAAGCAAGUGUGAUGUCAUGAAUGUUGGUUGAAAUGUAAAUAUGUAAAUUUUAAGUUGUCUAUUGUUUUAGGCUAUAUAUGUUUUUAUAUUGCCCCCCCAUCCCAAAAAAUAAAUAUAAUUGAGCAAUUUUCACACUGCUGCAAAUGUUAGCCUGGCCCAUUGACUGUACACAACUGAAGCCACCAUAUAGCCACCUGAGAGCUGUCAUAGCUCGAGGGAACACCAGGAGGCACUGUCUCUUUCAAUCACAGCCUGACACUGGAUUUAAUCAUCCCUCCCUGAUACUGUCACCUCUCUCUCCUCUCUAGUCUCCUCGCCUCUAAUCUGAGCUGGGAGCAGGUCACUGUGCCUAUCUCUCACUGCCUCCAGUCAGCCAAUCAAUAGAGCUCGUAGACUCCUAACUGACUACUGAAUUAUAUAAUGGGUGGUUAAGGAGUAUCUCUCAGCUUUACGUCAUAGGAUGACAGGGCUAUUAUGAUUAUGAAAUAAUACCAUUCUAAGCACUCGCUUUCAGGAAAAUAGUUUAAUGUCAAAUGAGGUGACAAGCAAAGAUUUGGUUUGAAUUUGUUUACUUCCCUUUUGUACUUAUUCUACAUUGAAUAUCUGAAUGCUUUUUCUGCUGCAGCAUUAACACAUCCUUUUCAAAAGUGAUCCGGUUAACAGCUCAUGUUAGAGUUUGAGCCUUCUCUUUCCCAGGAGAUGAUUAAAAGUCGAGAGGUGAGCUUUUCUAAACCUCACCGUUCACUUUCUACUGGCCUGAGGCGAACAAUGCUUAACCUUCCGUCAUGCCUGUGAGAGCUUCCAGUCCAGUCCAUCUCCUCUCUAAUACAGACAACUUCACCUGCCUUAACCCUGACUACUUCCUUUGUUAACACUUUACAUUUUAGUCAUUUAGCAGACGCUCUUAUCCAGCGCGACUUACAGGAGCAAUUAGGGUUAAGUGCCUUGCUCAAGGGCACAUCGACAUAUUUUUCACCUAGUCGGCUCGGGGAUUAGAACCAGCGACCUUUCGGUUACUGGCACAAUGCUCUUAACCACUAAGCUACCUGCCGCCACUUCUCUCCCCACUGGGCCUCACGACUCCAGGAAUCAAUAACACUCCUUCAGCUGUCGUGGCAACCUGUAACCCAUCAUAUAGGUAUCCCUGCUAUUUAACUCUCCUCACACCACACUGACUCAAAGACUGUCUGUCUGGCUGAGUGAAAGAGCGAGCCCCAGGUCUUCAUUGAUUGACUGUGCCAGUCAUUGUGAUAGCUGCUGCUUUCUACAACUCAGGACCAAUGACCUGAAUAACAUUGUUCCACAGCUAUACCAGGACAGAGAAGAAUGGCUGAACUUCAGGUAGCUGUCAUGUCAAGGAAAGAGCUUUUGUUAGGUUAACACAGUGAGAUGAAACCAUUAAAAAAAAAGAGUAUUAAUAUAAUUGGAGCCGAUUCGCAGCAAAAAAGAAUUCUGUCACAUUUACUUUUAUCAUUCAUCUGUACUGUACUGCACAUAAUGUAGGUCUGCUUGUAUAACUUUACACUGUAAUGCAGUACUUCAUAAUACACCCCACUUGAUCUACUGACCUGACUUUUUUGAUACAACCUCUCUUCCACAACACAACCUCUCUUCCACGAUACAACCUCUCUUCUAAAAUACAACCUCUCUUCACGAUACAACCUCUCUUCCACGACACAACCUCUCUUCCACGACACAACCUCUCUUCCACAACACAACCUCUCUUCCACGAUACAACCUCUCUUUUAAAAUAGAACCUCUCUUACACGAUACAACCUCUCUUUUAAAAUACAACCUCUCUUCACGAUACAACCUCUCUUCCACGGCACAACCUCUCUUCCAUGACACAACCUCUCUUCCACGAUACAACCUCUCUUUUAAAAUAGAACCUCUCUUCACGAUACAACCUCUCUUCCACAACACAACCUCUCUUCCACGAUACAACCUCUCUUCUAAAAUAGAACCUCUCUUCCACGAUACAACCUCUCUUCUAAAAUAGAACCUCUCUUCACGAUACAACCUCUCUUCCACGACACAACCUCUCUUACACGACCCAACCUCUCUUCCACGACACAACCUCUCUUCCACCACACAAUCUCUCUUCCAAAAUACAAUCUUCUUCCGCAAUAGUGCCUCUCUCCAUGGUCUCUACCAGGUCAACAACAUACAGCAGCGGGAGGAAUUGGAAUAUGUGAACAGCUGAACUUUAGGUUGACUUUGCCUUUAAGUGGUAUGACGUGAUGAGAGGGAACUGAGAGAUCUGACUGAUCUGACAAGGUGGGGCUCUUCAAUCACACAGUGAGAUGGCCUAUAGAGAGCGCCUUUCCAUCAUCUCCCUCUAUCACCCCCCAUCACUCUCUAUCUCCCUCUAUCACCCUCUAUCUCCCUCUAUCUCCCUCUAUAUCCCCUAUCACCCUCAAUCUCCCUCUAUCACCCUCUAUCACCCUCCAUCUCCCUCUGUCUCACUCUAUCUAACUCUAUCACCCUCUAUCACCCUCCAUCUCCCUCUAUCACCCUCUUUCUUCCUCUAUCACCAUCUAUCUCCCUCUAUCACCCUCUAUAUCUCUCUAUCCCACUCUAUCCCCCUCUAUCACCCUCUAUCUCUCUCUAUCUCCCUCUAACUCCUUCUAUCACCCUCUAUCAUCCUCUUUCACCCUCCAUCACCCUCUAUCUCUCUCUAUCACCGUCUAGCACCCUCUAUCUCCCUCUAUCACCCUCUAUAUCUCUCUAUCCCACUCUAUCCCCCUCUAUCACCCUCCAUCACCCUCUAUCUCUCUCUAUCACCCUCUACCACCCUCCAUCUCUCUCUAUCACCCUCUAUCACCCUCCAUCUCCCUCCAUCACCCUUUAUCACCCUCUAUCUCUCUCUAUCUCCCUCUAUCACCUUCUAUCUCCCUCGAUCACCCUCUAUCACACUCCACCUCCCUCCAUCACCCUCUAUCUCCCUCCAUAUCCCUCUAUCACACUCUAUCACCCUCCAGCUCCCUCCAUCUCCCUCUAUCACCCUCUAUCACCCUCCAUGUCCCUCUAUCACCCUAUUUCUCCCUCUAUCACCCUCCAUCUCCCUCUAUCACCCUCUAUCUCUCUCUCUCCCUCUAUCCCCCUCUAUAACCCUCUAUCUCUCUCUAUCUCCCCCUAUCACCCUCUUUCACCCUCCAUCCCCCUCCAUCACCCUGUAUCUCCCUCCAUCACCCUCUAUCUCCCUCUAUCACCCUCUAUCUCCCUCUAUCACCCUCUAUCUCCCUCUAUCACACUCUAUCACCCUCUAUCUCCCUCUAUCACCCUCUAUCUCCCUCUAUCACACUCCAUACCCUCUAUCUCCCUCUAUCACCCACCAUCUCCCUCUUUCACUCUCUAUCACCCUCUUUCACCCUGUAUCUCCCUCCAUCACCCUCUAUCUCCCUCUAUCACACUAUAUCACCCUCCAGCUCCCUCCAUCUCCCUCUAUCACCCUCUAUCACCUCUAUCACUCUCUAUAACCAUCUAUCACCCCCCCGCUCCCCCAUCCCUUAUCCCACCCCUUUUCCCCCCUCCCGUCCCUCCAUCUCUCUCUAUCAACUCUUCACCCUCCCAUUCCCCCCCCUAUCCCAAAAACCCACCCCCUUUUUUCUCUUAUCACCCCCAAUCAUAAACACCCCCUUUUCCCCCCUUCCUCUUCCCUCUAAACAAACCCCCUAUCAACCCCCCCAUCUCCUCAUCAAACCCCAUCACUCUCUUUCCCCCCCUUUUCCCUUUCCCUCAACUCUAACUUCUCUAACAAACCCCCAUCUCCCCCUUCACAUUGCCUCCUUCUAUCUCCCUCUAUCCCCUCUAUCACCCCCAUUUUCCUUUCCCCCAACCCCUUUUCAAACCCCCUACUCCUCUAUUCCCUCCCCCUUUUACCUUCUAUCUCCCCCCUAACACCCUCCAUUUGGGCCUUUUAUCUCCCUUAUCACCCCCAUCACCCUCCACUCCCUCCAAACUCCCUCUACAACCCCUUUUCAACCCCCUAUCUCCCCGUAUACCCGGAUCACCAAAAUUUAAAACUCUCUCUAAACCCCCCUAGAUCGCUUAUAUCUCCCCUAUCACCCUUUGAUCACCAUUAAACAACCCCCUUUAACCCUUUUUCACCCCCAAACCCUCAUCACCCUCAUCAAAAACUUUUAAACUCUCCUUUUCUCCCCUCUAUAACCCCUAUCCCCAAUAUAAACCCCCUAUAUCCCCCACACCCUUCCAAACCCCCCUAUAUAAAAACCCACCCCCCUCUUUUCCACCCCCCCUCGCCCCUUUUGCCUCUUAUCACCCUUAAACCACUCAUCCCCCCCCAGUCCCUCCAUUUCCCCCUAUAACCCCUUUUUCCCCCCUUUUAAAUUUGUGUACACCCUGGGGUCAACCCCCAAUCUCCCUCUAUCACCCUUAUCUUCUCUAUCACCCUCUUUUCUCCCUAUCAACCCCCCCCUUUCACCCUUUUUAACCCCCCAUUCCCUCCCUUCCCCCCCUAUUUUUUCCAUCAACCCCCUAUAACCCUCUAUUUUUUCUCCCCCUAUAACACCCCUUUUUCACCCUAUCCUCUCCUUUUCUCCCCCUAUACCUUCCAUCUCCCUCCCCCCUCCCUCUAUAAACCCUUUUAUCUUUUUCCCCUUCCCCCCAACCCCCUUUUUUUUUAACAUUCAUCCUCUCUUUCCCCCUAUAACCCCCCCUUUUCCCCCCCCCAUCCCCCUCCACACCCUGUAAUCUCCCCCCUCACCCUCUUCUCCCCCAUCACCCCCUAUUUUCCCCCCUUUUCACCCCUAUCUCCCCUUCACACUCUAUUUACCCCCUACUCCCUCUUUUCCAACCCUUUUUAAACCCCCUUUUUCCGUUAAACACCCGGGGUCCCCUCAAUCUCCCCUAUCACCCUCUAUUCUUCCCAUUCCCCGAUUCCCCAUCACCCCCUACCCCCCUCUUUAACCCCCCUUUUCCCCCAUCACCCUCUAUCCUUUCCCAUCACCCUCAUCACCCCUAUCUCCCCUAUCUCCCCUUCACCCAUUUAUAAACCCCCCCGAUUUUUAUCUCCCUCUACACCUUCCCUCCCCCCCAUCUCCCCUAUACCCUCUAUCCCCUCCUCUCUCCCUCUAUCCCCCUUUUAAAACCCCCUAUCUUUUAUUCCCCCCCCUACCCCCUUUUAAACCCUCCCCCCCUCCCACCCCCCCUUAUCCUUCCCCCCCAUCAACCCCCUAUCUCCCCCUACACCCCCCAUUCCCCCCUAUCACCCUUAUCUCCCCCAAAACACACUCUAUUUCCCCCCUCAUCUCCCUCUAUACCCUAUUUCCCCCAUCCCCCCCCCCAUCUCCCCUUUUACUCUCUUUACCCUUUUCACCCCGUUUUCUCUCCCUCCAUACCCUCUUACUCCCCUAUAACAAUUUUUCACCCCCCCCGCUCCCCCCCCCUUUCCCCCUUUUCACCCCUAUCCCCCCCUCUUCACUCUCUAUAAACCCAUCACCCCCCACUCCCCCACUCCCCUAUCCCCCUCUAUUUACCCCCCAGCUCCCCCAUCUCCUCAUAAACCCCUAUUCACCCCCUACCCCCCCUUUAAAACCCCUAUCCCCCCCCAUUUUCUCUCUCACACCCUCCAUCACCCUCUAUCACCCCAAAAAUCCCUCCAUCCCCUUUUAUACCCUCUAUCCCCUCCAUCUCCCCCUAAACACCCUCAUCACUCUCUUUAACCCUCCUUCUCCCCAAACACACUCUAUCUCUCUCUAUUUCCCCUCUAUCCCCAAUCACUAUCUGCCCCCUCUAUCUCCCCCUUCCCCCUCUAUCACCCCCCUCUCCCCCAAACCCUUUUUUUCCCCCCUAGCUCUCUUUUACUCCCCUAUCACCUUUUCCCCCUUUUCCCCCCCCAUCUGCCCUUUUUCCCUCUAAACACCCUCUAUCAACCCCCCAGCUCCCUCCCUCUCCCUUUAUCCCCUUACAACCCUUUUAUUUUCCCCCUUUUCCCCCCUGGAUACCCUCUCUCUCUCUAUCUUCCCCCCCAUCGCUUAUAUCUCCCUCUAUCACCCCCGACCCCAUCUUUUCACCCCCCUAUCACCCUUUUUUAUCACCCUCCAAACCCCUCUCUAUCAAGGGUAACAACCCCAAUUCCCCUAAACCCCCUAAACACCCUCUAUUACCCAAAAAAACCCUCUAUUUUUCCCCUUUUCACCCUCCAAACUCCCUAUAUCACCCUCUAUCACCCCUAAAUCCCCCCCUCCAUCUUUCCUCUAUUGCCUCAUCCCCCCUACACCCCUCUAUCACCCCCAGUCCCUAAAAUUUCCCCCUAUCACCCUUUUCACCCCUAUCUCCUUUUAACAAACCCCGGAAACACCUUCAAUUCCCUCUAUCACCCUCCCAUCUCUCUCUAAACCAAACCCCCUUUUCACCCCCUUAAACGCCCCUAUUUCCCCCCUGGAUACCCUUUUUCACCCUCUAGCUCUCUCUAUUCCUUAUCAAAUUCCUCUCCUCUAUCACACUCUAUCACCCUCCAGCCUCCUCCAUCGCCUAUAAUCACUUAUCAACCUCUAUCUCAGGUAUUCACCUGGAUCACCCUCCAAAUCUACAUCAUCACCCUCGAUCUAUCUCUAUCACCAUCUAAUCACAUCUAUCUCCCUCUAUCUCCCUGUAUCACCCUUUAUCACCCUCUAGAUCUCUCUAUCUCCCUCUAUCACCUUCCAUCUCCCUCUAUCACCCUCUAUCACCCUCCAUCUCCCUCCAUCUCCCUCUAUCACCCUCUAUCACACUCUAUCACCCUCCAGCUCCCUCCAUCUCCCUCUAUCACCCUCUAUUUAUUUAUUUUGAUUUCACCUUCAUUUAACCAGGUAAGCCAGUUGAAAACAAGUUCUCAUUUACAACUGUGACCUGGCCAAGAUAAAGCAAAGCAGUGCGAUAAAAACUACAACACAGAGUUACAUAUGCGGUAAAACAAAACAUAAAGUCAAAAAUACAACAGAAAAUAUAUAUACAGUGUGUGCAAAUGUAGUUAUGGAGGAAGGCAAUAAAUAGGCUAUAGUGCAAAAUAAUUACAACUAGUAUUAACACUGGAAUGAUAGAUGUGCAAGAGAUGAUGUGCAAAUAGAGAUACUGGGGUGCAAAUGAGCAAAAUAAAUAACAAUAUGGGGAUGAGGUAGUUGGGUGGGCUAAUUUCAGAUGGGCUGUGUACAGGUGCAGUGAUCGGUAAGGUGCUCUGACAACUGAUGCUUAAAGUUAGUGAGGGAGAUAAGAGUCUCCAGCUUCAGAGAUUUUUCAAAUUCGUUCCAGUCAUUGGCAGCAGAGAACUGGAAGGAAUGGCGGCCAAAGGAGGUGUUGGCUUUGGGGAUGACCAGUGAGAUAUACCUGCUGGAGCGCAUACUAUGGGUGGGUGUUGCUAUGGUGACCAAUGAGCUAAUCACCCUCCAUCUCCCUCUAUCACCCUCUAUCUCUCUCUAUCCCCCUCUAUCACCCUCUAUCUCCCUGUAUCACCCUGGAUCACCCUCAAUCUCCAUCUAUCACCCUCUAUCUCCCUCUAUCACCAUCUAUCACCCUCUAUCUCCCUCUAUCUCCCUCUAUCACCAUCUAUCACCCUCUAUCUCCCUCUAUCACCCUCUAUCUCCCUCUAUCUCCCUCUAUCACCAUCUAUCACCCUCUAUCUCCCUCUAUAACCCUCUAUCCCCCUCUAUCUCUCUCUAUCUCCCUCUAUAACCCUCUAUCACUCUCUAUCUCCCUCUAUCACCCUCUCUCUUUUACUCUCUACCUUCCUCUCAGUCCUGGUGAGGUGAUCUUGGUGUUUUAUACUAUAAUUUUACAUAUUCCACUGACUUUCAUACUAUUGUAUUGAAGGUGAUUAGAAAGAAGUCGUUUCUCAUUCAGUCUUGCAAAUCUUUAUAUUAUGGACCUUUCCACAGACAAGACUAACCAACUUACCCCUGCAGAGCUUUCUCCCCAAACCAGUCUCCUUUGCCCAGGCCUCGCAGGUACACAGGCAUAUCAUUGGAAGAAUCCUCCCUGGUGACGUUCACCUGUAAGGAAAGGGAUCAGCAGUCAUUAAUUGCUCUAAUAUUGGAGUCUCCUUCCAAAAAAAAACCUGUGGCAGAGGAAAGGCCGCUAGACCAGUAAGCCUAUGUUUUAAAAUUACGAUUUAACAGCAGGGAGUUCCAUCACAAAUAGAGUAUAUACUCUCAUGAAGAUGAGAUCACCUCUUUCUGACAUUGAACUAACCUCUACCGUAAUCACCAUAGUAGACAAGCCUUGGCUAGCCCCACAGACGCCUUGCACCUCUACCAUUAAUACACGCGCCUCUAUUAUAAAAAGGUUGGUCACCUUCCCCUUGCUGAUGAUGAAGAAGGUGUCCCCUCUGGCUCCCUGUCUGAUGAUGUACUCCCCGUCCCCGUAGUGCGUCUGUAGGGAGAGGAAGAGCAGUGUCACUCAACGAUGUCAUGAACUGUCCGAAGAGACCUGACAGAGUCCUCAGCGUCAGGCACUCAAACACCAUGUUGAAUCAUCACCAGUCCCCCAAUGUAGAAUGGCCUUUAGGAAAAUAGGAUCACUGUGUACACAGACCAUGUACUGACAGAUAUCAGUUGCGAUGUUAAAAAUAAUACAUUAUCUUUUUCUGAAUGAAACAUCCUGCAUUUGUCAGAUUGUGACCAUCACUCAGUGGGGGAAGAGAGUGAGAAAGCAGGAAUCAAUAUGUGAAGUGUUUCCAAUAAUUACCCCAAUAAUGAUCCCAUUUUUACUAAUACUGUUGAACUUUGUUCUAGUCCCGUGUAGCUCAGUUGGUAGAGCAUGGCGUUUGCAACGCCAGGGUUGUGGGUUCGAUUCCCAUGGGGGGCCAGUAUGAAAAUGUAUGCACUCACUAACUGUAAGUCGCUCUGGAUAAGAGUGUCUGUUAAAUGUUAAAGCUGUAUUCGUACCCAUUGGAUGCAGUGAGCACAAUAUAGUGGGUAUAUCCAGGAAAGCCAAAGUUCCAAAAGCUGGGCCUAAAAUAAUGUAUAAGAGAUCAUACAAAAGAUUUAGCUGUGGAUGAUGUUAAAAAUAUGUGUUGGUCUGAUAUGAUUAAUAAGUAGCAUCCAGACACUGCAUUUGAUACAUUUAUGAAAUUGCUUCUUCCAAUUAUUGAUGAACAUGCACCUGUUAAAAAACUGACUGUUAGAACUGUUAAGGCUUCAUGGAUUGAUGAGGAAUUGAAAAACUGUAUGGUUGAAAGAGAUGGGGCAAAAGGACUGGCUAAUAAGACUGGCUGCACAUCUGACUGGCUGACUUACUGCAAAUUGAGAAAUUAUGUGACUAAACUCAACAAAAAUAAUAAGAGACUGUAUUAUGAAGCCAAGAUCAAUAAUUAACAAGGCACACCUGUUAAUUGAAAUGCAUUCCAGGUGACUACCUCAUGAAGCUGGUUGAGAGAAUGACAAGAGUGUGCAAAGAUGUCAUCAAGGCAAAGGGUGGCUACUUUGAAGAAUCUCAAAUGUAAAAUAUGUUUUGAUUUGUUUAACACGUUUUUGGUUACUAUAUGAUUCCAUAUGUGUUAUUUCAUAGUUUUGAUGUAUUCACUAUUAUUCUACAAUGUUGAAAAUAGUAAAGAUAAAUAUAAAUCAGUAGGUGUGUCCAAACCUUUGACUGGUACUGUAUAAGAUGGAAGGGCGUUCCAUGCACUCAUGGCUCUGUAUAAUACUGUAUGUUUCCUUGAAUUUGUUCUGGACCUGGGGACAGUGAAAAGACCCCUGGUGGCAUGUCUGGUGGGGGAUGUGUGUGUGUAAGUUGACUAUGCAAACAAUUUGGAAUUUCCAAAACUUCAUGUUUCUUAUAAAACAAGAAGUGAUGCAGUCAGUCUUUCCUCAACUCUUAGCCAAGAGAGACUGGCAUGCAUAGUAUUAAUAUUAGCCCUCUGAUUACAAUGAAGAGCAAGACGUGCUGGGCCAGCUGCAGCUUAACUAGGUCUUUCUUUGCAGUUCUUGACCAUAUGACUGGACAAUAAUCAAGAUAAGAUCAAACUAGAGCCUGCUGGACUUGCUUUGUGGAGUGUGGUGCCAAAAAAGCAGAGCAUCUCUUUAAUACGGACAGACCUCUCCCCAUCUUUAUAACCAUUGAAUCUAUAUGUUUUGACCAUGACAGUUUACAAUCUAAGGUAACACCAAGUAAUUUAGUCUCCUCAACUUGUUCAACAGCCACACCAUUCAUUACCAGAUUCAGCUGAGGUCUAGAACUUAGGGAAUGAUUUGUACCAAAUACAAUGCUCUUAGUUUUAGAGAUGUUCAGGACCAGUUUAUUACUGGCCACCCAUUCCAAAACAGACUGCAACUCAUUGUUAAGGGUUUCAUUAGCUGUGGUUGCUGAUGCAUAUAUGGUUGAAACAUCAGUAUACAUGGACACUCAUGCUUUGUUGAAUGCCAGUGGCAGGUCAUUGGUAAAAAUAGAAAAGAGGAGGGCCUAGAGAGCUGCCCUGUGGUACACCACACUUGACAUGUUUGACAUUACAGAAGUUUCCAUUUAAGAAAACCCUCUGAGUUCUAUUAGACAGAUAGCUCUGAAUCCAUGAUAUGGCAGAGGUUGAAAAGCCAUAAGACAUAACAACAGGUUAUGGUCAAUAAUAUCAAAGACUGCACUAAAAUCUAACAGUACAGCUUCCACAAUCGUCUUAUUAUCAAUUUAUUUCAACCAAUUAUCAGCCAUUUGUGUCAGUGCAGUACAUGUUAAGCAUGCUGAAAGUCUUGUUAAUUUGUUUACAGAGAAAUAGCAUUGUAUUUUUCCAACACUUUGCUAAGAGUUGGCAACAAGCUGAUAGGUCUGCUGUUAGAACCAGUAAAGACCACGUUACCACUCUUGGGUAGCGGGAUGACUUUGGCUUCACACCAGGACUGAGGACAAAUACUUUCUUCUAGGCCCAGAUUAAAGAUAUGACAGAUAGGAGUGGCAAUAGAGUCAGGUGGGGCUGUGGCGGUAAUUACAUUUUGUCAGCCGGUUAAUGUCAUGCAAAAGAGUGCCGGUCUCUUGGUAAUUGACCUUUAAUUAACAUAAACAGGUUUAGCAUCUCCAGGCCUCCACGGAUACAUCUACAUUUUAAAAAGUAUAAUAAAUCUAUUUAAUAUACACCAUCACAAUAAAUCCAUUAUUUAUUUUAGUUAGGUCUAAAGAAACAUGAUGAUAUAAAGAAAAUGUAUUUCAGAAGUGCUCAGCGUAUGUGGGAACUCCUUCAAGACUGUUGGAAAAUCAUUCCUCAUGAAGCUGGUUGAGAGAAUGCCAAUAGUGUGAAAAGCUGUCAUCAAGGCAAAGGGUGGCUACUUUGAAGAACCUAAAAUAUAUUUUGAUUCGUUUAACACGUUUUUGGUUACUACAUGAUUCCAUAUGUGUUAUUUCAUAGUUUUGAUAUCUUCACUACAUUUACAUCAUUUAGCAGACGCUCUUAUCCAGAGCGACUUACAGUUAGUGAAUAAACUUUUUUUUUAUAUACUGGCCCCCCAUGGGAAUUGAACCCACAACCCUGGCGUUGCAAACGCCAUGCUCUAUCAACUGAGCUACAUCCCUGCCGGCCAUUCCCUCCCCUACCCUGGACCAAUUGUGCGCCGCCCAUGAGUCUCCCGGUCGUGGCCGGCUGCGACAGAGCCUGGAUUCGAACCAGGAUCUCUAGUGGCACAGAUUAGUACUGCGAUGCAGUGCCUUAGACCACUGCGCCACUCAGGAGACAUUAGGAGACACUAUUAUUCUACAAUGUAGAAAAUAGUAGAAAUAAAGAAAAAUGAGUAGGUGUAUCCAAACUUUUGAGUGGUACUGUAUACCGCAAGUGAACAGCAAACCUGGAUUCAAAAAACAAAUAAAGCAACACCUCACGGCACAACGCCUCUCCCCCAUGUGACCUACUAGUUGUGUGUAUAUACUGACAUGUAUGUGUAACUGAUAGAUGCACACACACACACUACAUGUUAAUGUUUUUAAAUGUAUGUAAAUUGUAAAGUAUUUUGUCUGUAAUGUCUUUUUCGUUUUGUGUCGGACCCCAGUAAGACUAGCUGUCGCCAUUGCCGUUGGCUAAUGGCGAUCCUAAUUAGUCAAAUCAAAUCCCUCCCUCCAACUGCUCAGAUGUGGUCUGAGAGAAAGAGGGAGAGCAAUUUUGAUGCUGGGGAAGUGGUAGAUAAAGUAGAAGCCUUUUAAUUUCAUGUUGUGCUAAUUUAAUAAUAAUAUAAUAUUAUUAUAUUCUAUAUGAUAUACUCUACAUGUCAUUUCUGUUGUCAUUCAUUCUCGCUCUGACUGCUACCCCCUGUUGUGUAGCAGUGAGCCGUUCUAAAGUACCAAUCAGAGACGACCCUCAGAGUAUUCCUUCCUGCCACUUCACUGAGCUGGUUUACUCUUGCAUUCUGGGAGGCCACAAAGCAGCAGCAGCCCAGGUUUCAGGGUCACAACGCAUCAAAUUACCUGCUUUUAUUUCCCACUGUUUGGUUUUCAGAGAGGCAGGAAGUCAAC